Messenger RNA from Elaeis guineensis (African oil palm), 1616 nucleotides. Its product is annotated as protein CUP-SHAPED COTYLEDON 2. Gene Ontology annotation, biological process: regulation of DNA-templated transcription. The record is from RefSeq and is a predicted model, not a curated record. Lineage: Eukaryota; Viridiplantae; Streptophyta; Magnoliopsida; Arecales; Arecaceae. Gene Ontology annotation, molecular function: DNA binding.
ACAAUUUCUCACGCACGCACGCAUUGCCUCUCACAUCUCCCGGCCAGCCCAGCCAGCCAGCAAGCCAGCCCAGCCAUGGCUAUCAUAAGAGCCACUGCAGCAGAGCAGAACAGAGCAGGGCAGAGGAGAGAGAAGACAGAGGGCCCUUUGGUUUUCUUUGGAGGGAGAGCUGUCCAAGAUAUCAUACACGGCUACCUCACCCCGGCCUCGCCCUCGCCUGACACCCCCUGAUUCGUCGAAUCCCAAUUAAUUCACAAGGUCCCCAAUAUAAACAGGGCCCAGAGGCCACACAAGGGGACAGACCCCCAGCUCCUCUUUUGCUCCCCGUUUCCUUGUUCCUCUCCUCCUCUUAACUCGCUCCAGUGGUUAGGAAGAGGACCUCUUAUUUUGUUUGCUACUGGGAGGCGUUUGGUCCCCUGCUCUGCUUUAAUUUGGACUCUCUUUUUCGACUGGAUGUCAAUGGAGAGCUACGGCCACCACUUCGACAGUAGCGAAGCCCAACUACCCCCUGGUUUCCGGUUCCACCCCACUGAUGAGGAGCUGAUAACUUACUAUCUUCUUAAGAAGGUCCUUGAUAGCAGUUUCACCGGCCGAGCAAUCGCUGAGAUUGACCUGAACAAGUGUGAGCCUUGGGAGCUUCCAGAGAAGGCUAAGAUGGGAGAGAAAGAGUGGUACUUCUUUAGUCUUCGGGACCGCAAGUAUCCAACGGGGCUCCGAACUAAUAGGGCUACUGAUGCUGGGUACUGGAAAGCUACCGGGAAGGAUAGAGAGAUCUACAGCUCAAGGACUGGUUCUCUGGUGGGGAUGAAGAAGACUCUAGUGUUUUACAAGGGGAGGGCUCCUAAGGGGGAGAAGAGUAACUGGGUAAUGCAUGAAUACAGGCUGGAAGGCAAGUUUGCCUACCACUUCCUCUCCAGAUCCUCCAAGGACGAGUGGGUGGUCUCGAGGGUCUUCCAGAAGAGCGGCUGCGGCAAGAAGGCCCGCGUCGGCCUUGCCGGAUCCCACUACUCCGAAUCCACCAGCGUGUCCCCGUCCGCCGCCUCCCUCCCUCCGCUCUUUGACUCCUCGCCAUACGGCGCAGCCGCCGCAGCGGGCGAUCGGGACAGCUGCUCCUACGAGAGCACCGAGAGGGAGCCCGUGCCCUGCUUCUCCACCGUCGUUGCCACCACCGCCUCCUCCGGCCUCGGCCACCACCACCACCACCACCUCGCGCCGCCUCCAGUGCCGAACAUGUUCGGCCGGAGCACCGCCGGCGGCGUUGUGGGGUCGGUGUUCCCGUGCCUCCGCUCGCUCCAAGAGAACCUCCAGCUGCCGUUCUUCCUCUCCACGCCCGCGCCGCCUGUGGGCGUCGCUGCGUCUGCGGCGAUGGUCUGCGACGGCGGGGUGCACCACCGGGUGGAGGAGAUUGGCGUCAACUGCUGGCCGUCGGAUCUGGAACGGAAGGCGGAGGUAGCCGGAAGGGCGCAUCAGAUGACGGUGGGCUCCACCGAGUUAGACUGCCUGUGGACCUUCUAAACUCUAUUUGUGCUGUCUUUUUGUUGAAAUGACUGGAUAUGACUCUGGUUUUGUCGUGAUGACUUAUUAUAUAUAUCUAUCGGUAUUCGGUUAGGUUAGCA